Tachysurus vachellii is the source of this 1350-nucleotide messenger RNA. RefSeq names its product dehydrogenase/reductase SDR family member 13-like. The record is from RefSeq and is a predicted model, not a curated record. The transcript has 5 exons. Bases 127 to 1083 code for a protein of 318 amino acids. NCBI's taxonomy places the organism in Eukaryota, Metazoa, Chordata, Actinopteri, Siluriformes, Bagridae.
CACACACACACCCCAAACCUGUCCAUCAGGUGCGUCACGCUGAACAGGUACAAAAGCCCUCACUGUUUCUCUCACAUCACGACACAAACUCGUUCAUCGGCAGGAAAACUCCACAUCUUCUCCGACAUGUUUCCUUUACUCAUUGGCGUCGUGCUGAUUGGAGUUGUGUACGUGACUCUAGUCAACACCUUGUUUAAGAAGUCGAAAUGUACAGGUGCGAGAGAAAUGAACGGGAAAACGGUCAUAAUUACCGGUGGUAAUACAGGUAUUGGGAAAGCUACAGCCAUGGACCUUGCAGGUCGAGGUGCAAGAGUGAUCCUGGCUUGCAGGAACCGACAGAAAGCCGAAGCUGCCAUCAGCGAUAUUAAAAAGGUGACAGGAAGCACUGAUGUAGUGUACAUGCAGCUCGAUCUGUGCAGUCUGAAAAUGGUGCGUUCCUUCGCUGAGAACUUCCUGAAGACCGAAUCCAAACUGGAUGUGCUUAUUAACAACGCAGGUCUCGUGGCGGACGGUCGUACUGAAGAUGGCUUUGGUAUCGAGUUUGGUGUAAACCAUCUUGGUCACUUUCUGCUGACAUGCCUCUUGCUGGACCGGCUUAAGGAGAGCCCCGGAGCCCGCAUCAUCACCCUGUCAUCGAUGGCGCAUCAGUGGGGCAAGAUAGAUUUUGAUGCACUGGUCACCAGCAAAGACCUGGGUAGUGGGAGAUACAGCUGGCAGUUCUUUCAGGCUUACUGUAACAGCAAGCUUUGUAACGUUCUCUUUACACACGAGAUGGCAAAGAGGCUGAAGGGCACAAAUGUCACCUGUUACAGUGUUCACCCUGGUGUUGUGAGGACGGAGCUCUCGCGUCACGUCGGUCUCUGGCAGAAGGUGUUCAUCGAACCAAUAUCCUGGCUGUUGUUCCUGGACCCAACGACUGGUGCCCAGACCACCCUCCACUGCAUCCUACAGGAAGGCAUUGAGCCUCUCAGCGGCCGAUACUUUUCUUGCUGUGCCGUGCAGGAACUGAGCCCCAAAGCCAGAGACAAUUCCGUAGCCAGGAAGUUGUGGGAUGUGAGCGAGAAAUUAUGUGGUCUCUCCUAAACUCUACAGAAAACUGUCAAACCCGCAGCCUUAUGAGACUUGAACCAAUUUCCAGUCAUUUCGUGUAUUUCGUCUUCUGUAAAUAUAAAAAGUUUUAAGACUGUGAUCAUAGUUGAUGGUUGCAUUAAAUACAUUCUAGAGGAUGUCGGAACACAUAGUUCGCAUUUUUGGGCACUUUUUGCUGCGUCAAGAGCGCCGUGUUUACAUUUUAUACCUGUGUUUUCUGUUUUUCAAUUAUUGUAAUAAAAUCUGAAGUGUGGUUUAAAA